CCAGGAAAAAGAGUUGCGCGCCAUGUUUGACGCAAUUGACGCCGACAAGGACGGGCGAUUGUCCUUAGAGGAACUCGUCAGGUGGUAUCGUAGUAUGGGGCUCAACCCGACACAGGAGGCAGUUAAAAACCUUUUGGACGAGUGUGACGCUAAUGGGUCCACGUAUAUCGAAUUUGAGGAGUACAAGGACAAGCUGAAAACUCGAAUGGACGAGGCUGUGGACGAAAGGAACACCUUAAUGGAUGCCUUCCGGACUUUUGACAAAAAGGGAGACGGAACGAUUUCGUACUUGAUGCUAAGGACGGUUCUGUCAGGGGCAGGCGAUGUUCUUGACGACGCAUUCCUUAACGAGAUCUUCCACGAUAUGGACGUGAACAGAGAUGGCAUUAUAACAUACAAAGAUAUGGUUGGGAAAAUAUGCAAGACCUGAAAGAUGGAUUAUAGUUAUACAGGUGCACCAUUGUCGUGAGGCCGUAGUGAGGCCGUGGGGUCUACAUACCAGUCCUGUCGACAGCGUUGCUUGGGAAUUAGGAAUCGUUAGUGUUUCGUAGGUCAGAAUGUAUAUAGUAGUGGCAGGGUUUGUAAAAACCAUUCAAUAUACCUAGUGAAGCUCGAUAUUUCGGUAAAAGAAAGACAAGCCAGUCACAAGACAAUACAAACAGUCGAACAGCCUGGCGGAUCUGCAAUUUUUGUCAGAUCGCAGAUUUCAGAUUUUAUUUCCAACACUCAGACACAUGAAAAUGUGUGACAUGGGGUACAUGGAUUUAUAUGUUAAAUCAUUACAGGAUGGACAGGGACGUGCAUGCAUGUGGAGAUACUGAUAUAUAUAUAAACAUGAUAACCUGAUGUAUAAAUGAACUAUUUCGUAAUUAGACACAGCAAUGCAUACAUAUAUGUAUAUACAGACCUUUGCAUAUACAUACGCAUGCACACACCCACACACGCAUACACCCAUUAUAGAUUACAACGAGCAGUGACAUCACACCGCUUGUGAACAGUAUUAAGACAAACACGACAGGACA
Molecule: messenger RNA, 1022 nt
Organism: Mizuhopecten yessoensis (Yesso scallop)
Lineage: Eukaryota; Metazoa; Mollusca; Bivalvia; Pectinida; Pectinidae
Product: calmodulin-like
Exons: 3
Coding region: 23-430 (135 amino acids)
Molecular function (GO): calcium ion binding
Source: RefSeq, a predicted model, not a curated record